Synchiropus splendidus (mandarinfish) is the source of this 2092-nucleotide messenger RNA. RefSeq names its product DTW domain containing 1 (gene dtwd1). Lineage: Eukaryota; Metazoa; Chordata; Actinopteri; Syngnathiformes; Callionymidae. Gene Ontology annotation, cellular component: nucleus. The transcript has 6 exons. Bases 170 to 1084 code for a protein of 304 amino acids. Gene Ontology annotation, biological process: tRNA modification. The record is from RefSeq and is a predicted model, not a curated record. Gene Ontology annotation, molecular function: tRNA-uridine aminocarboxypropyltransferase activity.
GCUCGCUUAAUAAACUCCGGCUGGAAACAAGACGCCGUGCUUCACAAAUACAACGCUUCCUUGGAAAACACGAGGUUGUUGUGAUGCUUGUGUGACUACAUCGUAUAACAGCUUUGAAUGUGGAGCUCCACGUUCUCCAGCUUGGUCUGUCAACAUUUAAAGAAUAAACAUGAGUGGUCUGGAUCAGGACCAAAAGCUCCAUCCUGGGUUUCGUGACAACGCAACCGUCUCCUGUGAUUCAUCAGGCUCUGGUGACGUUGCCAAGCGGCUUCUUCAAGGUCUAAAACUGGCAUCACAUGUGGGUCUGGAGGAAGCACAGCGGAGGGGCAGGUUGAAGUGUGAGAAAUGUGGAGGAUCAAGGAUGUUUUUCUGCUACACAUGCUGCUCAUUAGUGGGUCUCAGCCAAAAAGAAGUCCCCGUAAUUAAGCUUCCUGUCAAGAUUGACAUCAUCAAACAUCCGAAUGAGACAGACGGCAAGAGCACCGCUAUUCACGCUAAGGUUUUGUCUCCUGCCGAUGUCACCAUAUACACCUAUCCGUGCAUACCCGAGUACGAGAAAGACAAGGUGGUGCUGGUGUUUCCUGGCCCAGGGUCAGUCCAAGUGCAAGACAUGAUGCAGCGUUUGCUUGACAGAUCUGACAGCAGGUCACAUGACUCCUUCAAUGAACCCUCCCCGAAGAGGCUGAAAGCUGAAGCUGGAAACCUCACACAGAGCGCCGGGGACUGCUGCGGGUCAGGGACCCUGAUUGAAACGAGGGGCUCCGAGCCAAGGGCGUGGCCCCUCCAGAGGGUGGUCUUCAUCGACAGCACGUGGAACCAGACCAGCAAGAUCAGCACAGAUGAGAGACUGCAAGACCUGCUUCAGGUGGAGCUGAAGACCAGGAAAACAUGUUUCUGGCGCAGCCAGAAGGGCAAACCGGACACUCACCUGGCUACCAUUGAAGCCAUCUACUAUUUCCUCAAGGACUUCCAUGAGCAUUGCCUUGCUCAAGAGUACAACGGUGAAUACGACAACCUCCUUUUCUUCUACUCCUACCUGUACCUGGUGGUCAACAAAGCAAAGGCUUUAGCUGGGAGGAACUGAGGUUGUCAACAACCACUGCAAACAAAGCUUUUUUAUUUAAAAGAAACAAAUAUGACAGAUUUACGGCUAGUCGUGGGGAAAUUCCAGAGCAGAACUGUGUUUACGACUGAACACAAAUUUCCACUUUCUGCUUUUCCUCACACCAAAUUGAUAUAAAAAGUGAAAAGGGAAUUCUUGUUUAUUUUAUCGUCCACCACGAAAUCGAGCCUCAGCACUGUAACAAUUGAUGCGUCAAUUUGAACAAUUAAUGCAAAUAAAUCGAUUGACUGAAAAACCAGUAUCUUCCAUGCAUGACAGAGCUCACGCAGCUGUCGACUGAAAAGUUGUUUUUGAUCUGUUAAAUGCAUAUGCAUAUCAAACAAAUCAGAAUCUGAGUGGUAUCUGGAGUUGCUAUGCCAUGCUCCAAAUGUCACAAAGCAAAGAGGCACGCAGAGUAGGACUCUGCAGCAACCUCUUUGGAGGUGAACUGCAGACAUGCCUUUGGUUUGGCUCCCUCAUGAGUGCGACUAAAACAACUCAACUUCGGCACAGACAUGAAAACGAAUCAGUCAGGCCAAAUUAUUAAAGUUGGAACUUGGAUCGAAGCCACAUCAAAAAAAGUCAACUGCUGUUUUUCGAGAGGGCGCAGCAUUGACCAGCUACACGACUGCAAUGACUGAAUAAAAACGGUAAUGAACAGUGAGGUUGAGAUACAAUAUUUUUAUUUACAAAACCAUUUACAUUUUCUGAAGGCGUAUGCUUAGCGCUAGUUUCUGACACGUCAGUCCUACGGCUGCAGUCCAGUCUUCCCUAAGCCAAACACACAAACUGCACCACAGAGAGGUGGUGGCAUCUAGUAGUAGGCUUCCCUGAUCUUGGCCUGCAGGCUGUCGCAGGUCUUCUUGGCAUCUCCCAGCAGCAUGGAGGUGUUGGGUUUGUAGAAAAUGGGGUUGUCGACUGCAGCGUAGCCGACGCCCAAAGUACGCUUCAUUACGAUCACCUGUGUAGUACGGCAGCAAAUAAAAGUUC